AUGUUGCUCAAAGAAAGUUACGUCGAUGUCGACACUUCCUACAAUACCAAGAUGCGGAUGUACGUGUUCCAUCCGGUGAUUCCAAACUACCCCAAGGCCAAGUUUCCGGGUGUAAUUGUCUACUCGGAAAUCUACCAGGUGACCGGGCCAGUGGCCAGAUUUGCCAGAGACAUUGCCGGCCAAGGAUAUGUUGUUGUUGCACCUUCCAUCUACCACAAUUUCGUGGACCACGAGCCAUUGGCCUAUGACGUAGAGGGUACCGACAACGGUAACUUGUUCAAGAUCGAAAAGGAACUCAAAUCGUACGAUGAGGAUAACGCUUUGGCAAUUGAGUACUUGAAGAACUUGCCUACCUGUACCGGCAAGAUUGGAGCCACUGGUAUGUGUUUGGGAGGCCAUUUGGCGUUCCGUGCCGCAUUAGAUCCUAGAGUGCAAGCCGCCUUCUGUUUCUUCGCUACGGACAUCCACAACCAUGCUCUUGGAAAGGGCCAAAACGAUGAUUCGCUUGCUAGAUCGUCGGAAAUCAAGGGAGAGUUGGUGAUGGUUUUUGGAGACAAGGAUAACCACGUUCCAUUGGAAGGCAGAGACUUGAUCAGAUCGACUCUUCGUAAGCACAACACGCAACUCACGUUUAUUGAAAUUAAUGAAGCUCAGCAUGCUUUUAUCAGAGACGAGUUCUCGAAGGACAGAUACAAUCCCGCCAUCACCAAGGCCUGUUUCGAGUGGCUUCUUGAGUUGUUCCACAGAAGAUUGGCAUUGGACUUGGGCGACAACGAUGGAAAGGAGAUUGAAAUCGAGGACGUAUGCUAA
This is a messenger RNA of Australozyma saopauloensis, 810 nucleotides long. RefSeq names its product carboxymethylenebutenolidase. The transcript has a single exon. NCBI's taxonomy places the organism in Eukaryota, Fungi, Ascomycota, Pichiomycetes, Serinales, Metschnikowiaceae. Bases 1 to 810 code for a protein of 269 amino acids. The record is from RefSeq and is a predicted model, not a curated record. Gene Ontology annotation, molecular function: hydrolase activity.